AUGGAUGAAGAUGAAGAAAGUAUAAAAGAUAAGCCAAUUGAAGAUGUUUUUGCACUUACAGAAGUUCCAACUGCUGCUUCACUACAAGAUUAUAUUACUCCAGAAGUUUCACAUCAAGCAUAUGAUGAUACGUUAUAUAGAAUUACUCUGAGCUCGACAAAUAAAGUAGAAGUGAAUAUUAGAAUCAUGCUUGAGAAAUAUCAAAAGAAGCUUGAACCUCUAAUUCCAAUUUUAUUCAAUGAUGUUCAUUCAUUUUGUUUUGGACAGGAUACAUUUAAUUUUACAAUUAAGAAUCUCGAUAUUUGGAAAAGUGUAUACAAUUUUAUUUAUGAAUCUACCAGAUCUCAUAUAUUUUUUGAUAAAUUUAUGGAACUUUUACCAUAUUGUUUAUCUCAUACAGUUCUCUUUGUAUACUCUCAUAUAAAUGAGGCAAUUCAAGAGGAAAACAAGCAAUUUAAUAGACAAAAUAAAUUAAUUUUAAUUCCAGCGCGGGCAGAUAUUACAUUACGUGUUGUUUAUAUAUUUAUGACAAUAAAACCACUACGCAGUUUUGUUGAAAAUCUUAUGAAUCGAUUAUUCGGCGAAGACGACGUGAAACAUCCUGAUCCGCCUCACGAAGAGGAAGAAGAGCAUGUUUUAUUACCGAAAGAAGAUACGCAACAUUUUGAUGAGUACGCUCCACGUUCUAGUCAUAUUCGUUCUAGAUUAUCUUUGCAUGGAACAUCUCAUGCGAUGACUUCAACGAGAUCUACGUCAACAUUAGGACACACGAUCACAUUUCUUUAUCCUCCUUAUGAUGAUGACAGUAAUUAUGCAAAAACGACAGAAAAUAGUGGCGCAAGAUCUUAUAUCACGGCAGCUUUAAACAGAGACGUAGCUUCUAACCUUAGGGAUGUUCUACAUGAUAUAGCAAUCAAGCAGGCUAAGCUUGCAAGGCAUUCCCAAAUAGAGCAAAUGAAUAUCAAAACAAAGAAAGAAGCAGUCCUCAAUUCCAAUCAAAAGAACAUGAAUAUUUUCAUAGACCAGAUGAAUGACAAUCAAAGACAUGGAAUUUAUCAUGAAGACCCUGCAAUUACUCUUGAAUUGACAAGUUUACAGGAAAGUAAUAACCAAAAGAAAAAUUCUUCUUUCUCAGCUCCUCCUGUUCGAGGAAGGAAAGCUCUUGACCAAUUCGUCGACCACAUAUUAGUCAACAGUGAAGCAAAAGUUCGAAGAGAACAAAUUGAAGAAACAACUUUGACUCCUGAGGUCAGAUUCGAAGCAAUCCAAUACUUAACGAAGAGAACUCGAACCAAAGAUGAUGAAAAGGCUGCUGGGGAAAGUAUUGCUGAUAAAAAAGCUUUCGAAAAAAUGUCGAAAUAA
Trichomonas vaginalis G3 is the source of this 1362-nucleotide messenger RNA. RefSeq lists its product as uncharacterized. The record is from RefSeq and is a predicted model, not a curated record. The coding region runs from base 1 to 1362 and encodes 453 amino acids. Lineage: Eukaryota; Parabasalia; Trichomonadida; Trichomonadidae. The transcript has a single exon.